Molecule: messenger RNA, 6222 nt
Organism: Yamadazyma jaroonii
Lineage: Eukaryota; Fungi; Ascomycota; Pichiomycetes; Serinales; Debaryomycetaceae
Source: the annotation of a GenBank genome assembly
AUGUCAUCGUCACCAAGUAUUUUGAAAAGAUUCAGAAAUUCAAUUAAACACAAAUCUUCAAGUACAUCAAAUUCCAACCCCGAAUUUGAAGAUAACCAAGUAUUAAAUUUAUUGGAAUCGAUUUACAUUGAAGGUCAAAAGCAUGCUGAACAAGAAUUUGGUAAGAAAGUUAAGGUUUAUGGAUGGUCAGAUCCUAAACAAUCACAAUAUUAUCAAGAUUUAAUUCACCAAGCUUAUCAAGAAGGACAAAUGUCAUAUCAAAAACAACAUUCCACCAACAAAGACAAUGUGAUUUUAUCUACUGCUAAAGGUAAUUUAUUAUCUACUCCUCCUAAAAUCAAUCGUCAACCUGUCGAUAAACUUGCUCCUGGAGAUUUUGCUAAUGAUAAGAAACCAAUUGAUGAUUCUUUAGUUGAUGAAAAGAAUUUGUAUGAAAAUAAUGUCGGUUCUUAUGGUAACGAAGCCGCAACCAAAGAAGGAACAGGUUAUUAUUUCGAUCCAAAAGAUACUCAAGGUGGGUAUUAUGGAACAGGCCCUGGAGCUUCAGAAGAUCCUGCUUUUGAAGAAGCUACAAGAGCUAAAUUAGAAAGACAACGUAAUUUGAAGACCGUUCCAACAGCCUAUCAAAAUGUCGAUGAAUCGGAAGAUGUCGCGGACACCAAAAAUUCUUCAAAUGCUGCAAAAGAUGAAAAUGAUAAGGCUCAACAAAAGGAUGCUAGAAAUGAUGAUGAUUAUGAUAAUGACGCUAAUGAUAAUGAAAAAGAGGAAUUGGAUCCUGCCGAACAACAUAGAUUGAACAAGUCAAUUUACAAUAAAGAAGGGGUAAGUUCCGCUUUGAAUGAAGGUUCUGGUUCAGAUUUGGGUAAAAACGCUGCUGCUGGUGCUGCUGGCGUAGCUGCUGGGGCAGGUGGUUAUGCUGCUUAUAAAUCUAAGGACAGUGAAGAUUCAAAGAAACAAACCAAUUCCGAAACUAAUAAGCCUUUGAAUCAUAAAACUAGUAGCAACAGUUAUGAUGAUAUUCAACCAAAUUUGUCAUAUGAUGAAAAGACUCCUAAACAAAGAGAUGUUAACUUAGCUGAAGGUAGUGCUGGUAUCCCUCCCUCCAGUGACAAAUUCGACUAUGAUACUGAAAUGAAGAGAGUUAACAAUAACAUCAAUGACACUAAGUCAAGAAUAGACUCAUUGCAAGCUGAAGAUAAUGCUUCAACCAAAGCUUUGAAAUCACCAAAUUCAGAAUAUGCUCCAAAAUCAGAUUCUGACGGACAUUCUACAGCCACCAAUGUUGGUCUUAUGGGCGGUGUGGCUGCAGGAACUGCAGCUGCAAUUGGAGCUGCUAAGAAGCUCGCAGGUCUUGACAAGGUGGAUGCUACCAAGUCUGACAUUCCAGAAGUCAAAGGUGCUUAUGAACAAGGUGUAAAAUCAGGUGCUUAUGACGCUGGUAAAGAAGCUUACAAUAACGAACAAUCUAAACCAUCCUCCAAAGAUGAAGGUUACUUCGGAAGUACUACUAAUUCCGUCCCAUCAUCUAAGAAUACCACUGAUUCUACUCAAUCUAAAUCAAUGACUGGUGCUGCUACAGGUGCUCUUGCUACGGGCACUGCUGCUUUAGGAUUAUCUGGAUCGAAUAAGAAAGAUUCUGAUGUUUCGAAAAACUCAAGCAAUAAUUCUAAAACUUUAGAUCCUAAAGCUACCACUCAAGAAGAAGAUAUCAAGACAGAAUCUUACGAAGCUGGAAGACUGAGUGGAGUUCAGGGAAUGACAAACGUUUCCAAAGACACUUCAAAAGAUGUCACAACCGAAUCUACUCCAACUCAACAUUCCGAAAGUUCUCCUGGUUUAUUUACUGGUGCUGCUGGUGUUUUAGGUGCUGCUGGUGCUGUAGCUGUUGGUGCCUUGGGUUUUGGUGGUAAACCAGACACUGCCUCAACAGUGAACGACCAAAUGGUAGUCAACGAGCUGUACGAAGCUGGUAAGAACAAAGCAACCAAAGAGAAUGUUGUAGGGUCCAAAUCAACUGAAUCUUCUACUCCAAAGAAUAUUGCAGGAAGUCACAGAGAUUCACCAACUGCUCCAAACUUGAAAGAGAUUGAUUCUGAUUAUGAAGAAGUAAACGCCAGUGGCGAGGAAAACAAUGCUGCCACCGCUGCUGCUAUUAGUUCUGCCUCUGCUACUGGUGCUGCUGUAGGUUCCGGGGUUGCUUCUUCUAAAAAGGAAAAACCAGCUAACGACUACUCUAAAAACGUUACUGGAACUACCCACGAUCCAAAAUCUUUAGUGAAUAAUGUUGCCAAUUAUCCUGACGUGUCAGAUAAACCACAACACAAAACUUCAAAGAAGGUUGAAGACUUUGAUACAAAUAAUCAAGAUACCACAGUUCCACAAGUUCAAAAGGUUCCAGGUUUAGAAUCUGACAGUGAGACCGGCGAAGCUAAUGUUACCAGGGACGAUGAGAAGUUAUCUAAAGAAACCGAUUCUGAGCACUCUUCUUCAUCACCCAAGAAAGGCUUGUUUGCUGGGGCAAUUGGUGCUGCUGCAGGGGCUUUAGGAUACCUGGCUUACUCCAAUUCCAAGCAAGAUUCUUCUCCUACCACCUCCACCGGAGGAAAAACAGUCAAUCAUGAAAGAAACUUGGUAGAGGAAGCUGCAUAUAAUCACGAAGAUGUGGCCAAAGCUCCAAAGCACGGAAAUUCAUCUUCAGGUGUAACCCAUGAUGAAAUUAAGGACGAAUUGGAUAACGAUGAUUCUGAGUUAAAGGCUUCAAAGGCUAGUGCUUCUUUAGAAAGACAAAGAGCUAAAGAAGAAGCAAUUGGUAAGUACAACAAGGAUCACGGGUUUUUAGCUUCAAGCGCAAAACCAUUGAUUGAGGUUGCUGAUGUCGAUUCAAAUUCUAAAUCCGAAACCUUAAAUUCAGAAGAAAAAAAAAAAGCAACCCAGUCUGAUUUAACCGACGGACCAGCUCAAGAAAAAUCUAAAGAUAAUUCAAACUUGAUUAAAGGAAGUGCUAUAGGUGGUGGAAGCGUUGCUGCUGCCACUGCUGCUGUCGCAGGUUUAUCAAAAAAACCUUUCAGCAAAGAAGCCAAUUUUUCUGAUGACGAUUUACAUUUAGGAAAAGACAUGAAGCCAUAUUACAAUGCUGGGUAUGAAAGAGGUGCCUAUGAUGCUGGUAAGACUAAAGCUGAUGAUGAGCACAAGUCUUCCAAGUCAUUUCCAAGUGGUGCGGCUGGAGGUGUUGCAGGUGUGGGAUCUUCUCACAGUAGUGCGAGCUCCAAACCGUUAGAUUCCAGUAAAAGUAAAGAUAAUAAUGAAUCAGGAUUGAUUGUCGAAGUUAUUGGAGUUGAUGAUAAGAAAGUUGCUGCCAGAUUGGCCAAAAAAGCUUCCAAAGAAUUAAAAGCACAAGGUAUCGACUUAUCAUCUGGAAAAUUAGUCAUCAAUGCAGAAACUAAAGAAGUCUAUAAGAUUGAUGCUGAUGAUAAAGUCCAUGAUGCAAUUGACUUGAAUUCACCACUUGUCUCAUCGUCGUCUACAUUUGAUAAUGACGAAAAAGCUAAGGAAAGAUUGAGUGCUGCUGCUCAAUCAAAUACUCAAAGUAAAAGCUCCACUGGUAAGAAUGCUGCCAUUGGUACUGGUGUUGGUGCUGCUACUGCAGGUACAGCUUAUGCUGCUUUACAUCAUUCUAAAAAGUCAGAUGUCCCCUCAUCAUAUGAGUCUAAUCCCCCAACAAGUAAAUCCCAAGGUGAAAAAUCCUUGGAUUCUUCAUCAGGUGAAAAGCCUACUUAUACUACAUCAUCGGAAAUCAAAUCACACUCUAGGGCACCCGUAACUGGUGAUGCUGCUACCAGGGAUUUAGAUCAAGAUUCACAAACUGUUAACACUCACGCAAAGAGCCACGCACCUGAGGUUGUUGCUAGUGCUUUAGGUGCUGGUGCGGCAAUGGGAGCUGGUGUCGCUGCAGUCAACCAUUCAGAAAAGAGCAAACUUGAAGAUAAUAAAGGCGUCAAAUCCAGUACUGCUGUUGAAGAAAAGGCAAAACCUCUAGAUUCAGGAUCAGGUCCUGCUGAAUCCGACAUCAUUGUCACAGUCCACGGAGGUAAUGAUAAGGAAGCCAGUAAAAUCGCCGAGAAAGUUGUCAAAUCGUUGAAAACUAAACCUGAGAUUUUAUCCACCAUCAAGGAAAUUAAGAUUAAUGCAUCUACUGGAGUUGUUACUGAUGAAAAAGGUAAUGUCAUUGCUAGAGAAGAUGUUUCAAACUUAGAUUCAAAGGUCGAUGUCAAUAGUCAGACAUCUGGACACCAUGGUUUGGGUAAUACUGCGGGAGCUGGAAUUCUUGCUUCAGGAUCGACUGGAGUUGUCGUCUCUGGAGCUGAAAAAUUGAAAACUUUGGAGAAAGAUCAAAAUACUGCUUCCACACAUAUAGGAGCUCCCAGUGGAGCCUCAGCCAAUGUUACUCAGCCAUUGGACCCUGAGUUUGAUGAAGGUGUCGGUGCAUAUGCAUCACACAACCAACUGCAAGCUUACAAUCAAAAAGUAAAUUCUGGAUUGCACAGUCAACCAGAAGUUGCUAAAGACGGUAGCAAUGAUGUCAAUGAUAACCACUACCGUCAAUCAGUAGGGCCAAAUUUGACUCAUGAUGAUUCUGUUGAUAAUAAAACCCAAAGUAGAGGUUUCGAAAGUCAAGAAAAUGCUGCCACAUCUUUGAGCAAGGCAGCUGAAGGCUCAAAUAAGGGUUCCCAUCCUAAGGAAGUCAAUCCUAAAAUCAAUUCAGCCCUUGCUGGUAAGCCUGAAAUGAAGAAAGGCACUACUGAAGAACAUUUCCGCCACGAUAUUGGUUCAUAUGAAAGUAAAGAUACCGAUGAUGGUUUAAGCAAAUCUGCUAUCGGUGCUGGACUUGCAGGUAUUGGUGGAUUAUCAGCUGCAGGAUAUGCAGCUACACACUCAAAGCAACCUAAGAAUUCAGGUGAGAUCACUAAAACCAGCACUGACACAUCUUUAAUGAAUCCUACUCCUGCAAACACAACUGUAGAUGAUACUGCCCCUGUGGAUGAAUUUGAUUCUGAGGCGGCCAUAAAUGGCGGAUCAAAAUCAAAAGUGAUUGGCUAUGAUGCUUCAGCUGAUAAAGACUUGACAAAGGCUGAACGUCAACCAGUUUCUGGAUAUGACGCUAAUAAUAAUAGCUCAAUAGGUGCUCCUUCUGCCGCUUCACUCAACAGUGAAGAUACCAAACUGACAUCUUCAUCCAAGAAGAAAAAAUCUUUAUUCGGCUUCUUGUCAAGAAGCAAAUCUGCUAAAGAGAGGGAACAAUUAGAAGCCAGCAGUAAAUUACCUGUCGAAGAGAGUGAAGAUUUGAGUAAAUCAAGUAAAAGCGAAAAGCCAACUGAAAAGUCAAGUAUUCCAAUUCCAACUGCAAUGAAAAGUAGCACUUCUGGAGGAAGUAUUUCUCCUAUCGCUGGAUCCUCGUAUUCAUCUAAUUCAACUACUCAAGUGGACACUUCCCAUGCCCAAGGCUCAAACGCCCCAUUUUCUUAUGGAACUAAGGGUGAUUUCACCGAUUCAACCAUUCCACCUAAGGACACUCAAACAAGUGAAACCCAAAAUACCAACUGGGGUGUUAUUGGAGGUGGUGGUGCUGCUGCCGCUGCUGCUGCUGCAGGUAUUGCAUACGGCUCUGGAAAAGAGGGUCACAAGACUGAAGUCCCUCAAACCAAGAACGAUAAUGUCAACAACUUGGAGAGUUUGGAAAAAACUGCUAAAAGCAAGAUUGAGCAUCAAUCAGAACCAUCUAAUGAAUUAUACGGUAACUCAACUAAUUUGGGUGGAAACAAAUCUGCACCCGAUUCCUCCAAAUUAGAUGAUGCUUACUACGGAUAUGCUUCUAAGAAUGCUAAAGAUCAAGACAUAGCAGGCAUUGAAAGUAAUGAGCAUUCCAGUGCUCACUCAUCAAAAUUCCCACAAUCUUCAGGGUCUCCCAAUGAUGUAGUUAUUGACAUAGUUGGGUGUCCUAAAGAUGUUCAGGAAAGACUUCAAGCUGAGAAAUUGAAAUUAGUCCAGGAACAUCCCGAAUUGAUUCCUUCUUUGACCAAGAGAAUUGUUUUCGAUGCUAAAACUGGAAUUGCAUAUGAUGGUACUGGAAAGCAAAUUUCAGCAUUAUCAACAUUAAGGUCAUACUCACUUGACGAAAAUUUCCAAAGCAAUAAAGUAGAAAUGCCAGGAUCAUUUUUCAAUUAG